Molecule: messenger RNA, 2548 nt
Organism: Bemisia tabaci
Lineage: Eukaryota; Metazoa; Arthropoda; Insecta; Hemiptera; Aleyrodidae
Source: RefSeq, a predicted model, not a curated record
CAGUUACGCAUUUUCGGAAGUACAUUUUUUUAUCUUUAGGCUAUAUUGCGAUGUGUGUCAUUUGAAUUCGCACAAGUUUUUACCAACCCGACUGUUCGUAGAGUGGUAAAAUCUGCGGUUUUCACCCAGUAAUUGUCAAUUAUCACAUUGCGUUGUUACCCGGCACCUUUAUUAUUUUGAUUGGAAACCCAGACCGGGGUCGGCCAUCUUAGACAAGCCGACAAGGGCUCAUCAAGGAAGCUCAUGCACCGUAGUUUGUGAAGCCGCUAACAACUUGCCGGCCCUAUAAUCUGUAUCUCACCGGAAUUUCAUCAUAAAUUUAUCUGCAAUCUUCUUUUAACUUGACAAUCAAAUGGAAAACCGUGGCCGAGGUAUGAGAGGCAGAGGUGGCCCCCCAGGCAGGGGUGGCCCUCUUGGCAGAGGACGUGGUGGUGGACCCUUCCCCAUUGGCGGUAUUGAAGGAAGAGGAGGCCGUGGAGGUGGACCGAUGCGUGGUGGCCCCAACAUGAUGCGACCACCCCCUCCACGAGGUGGACUACCUCCUAGAGGUAUGCAAAGAGGAAUGGGACCUGGUGGAAUGCAACGAGGAAUGGGUGGUGGUCAUCCCAGAGGUGGACCUGGUGGGGACAGAGGAGGCUUCUCAGGUGGGCCACCUGGUGGUGACCGAGGAGGCUUCCAGCCAAGAGGCCGAGGUGGACCUAUGAGAGGUCGCGGUGACUUUGGAAUGCGAGGUGAUGCCCGCGGUGGUGGCUUCAAAGGUCGUGGAGGCCGAGGUGGCCCUGAUGGCCCUCGUGGUGGCAUGGGCGGAGGUCGUGGCGGCAUGAUGCCUCCAGGACCUGGCCCCAUGAUGGGAGGACCCCGAGGAGGUGGAAUGGGUGGCGGCGGUGGCGGCUAUGCUGCUCCCUCAGGCCCACCAGGACGACCAGGUGGCAACAUCAAGCGUGGUGCUCCACUUAAUGAUGGACCUGCAAAACGAGGUCGCUAUGACAGUGGAAUGAUGGGUUCGUCUAAUGGUUACAGUGCACCUGCUCCGGCUCCUUCACAAUACUCUGGCUAUGAAUCGGCUCCAGUUGCUGACCCCUACAACAGUCCAGCUCCUUAUGGAGGUUCUGGCAACUCCUACCAAUCUAAUUACGGAAGCAGUUCUUACGGAGGCUCAGCAUCAUACAGUCAAAAUUCAGGAUACAGUCAGUCAGGUUACAAUUCUGGUUAUGAGUCAGUGCCCACAGGAUACGAAUCUGCGCCGAUCUCUGGCGGUGAUUCCAGGUAUCAGUCACAUCAAGGAGGUGCUGCCCCUGUUGAUCCUUACGCACAGUCAAGCUACAGUAAAUCAUCUGAUGUAUAUGGAGGAUAUAGCAGCGCGUCAUCAGGUUACAAUUAUGAUGAUAGAGGUUAUUCGGCUCCAGCUGCAACUGGAUACGAAUCCUCCUCGUACCCGUCCAAUGGUUCAUCGUCUUACGAAUACUCUGAUGGAUAUGGUUAUCUGUAAAUACCCAAUUUGCACAUUACAAGAAAAUGGAGUGAAAGAAGGAUGCUCCUUUAACUGAAACCUUGAUGAAAGAUGAUGUGAUGAUUGCAUAGUAGAGCAGUAAUUGUCCAUCAGCAGGUAAUGGGCCAAGACUCUGUCGGAUGGAUCAUGCUAGCAAAUUUACUAAUUCUUUUGUGCGAAGUACCCCAUUUUUACAAAGAUCUGGCUCACCUCUAAAUUACCUCUGGUAAGCAAUUGAUCGGAAACCAAUCACACUUCGAAGCACCUUCUGGAGGCUUGUAGUUGAAGAUCAUCAGGAGGAAAAAUAAGAAGGAUGAUCGCUGGUUUUGAGCAGAACAGCUCUCAAGAGUUUAGUUUAGAAUAGGUAGGAAACCUCAUUAUAUCAAUGAUUGAAGGAUAUAAAGAAUGGAAAGAAACCCAGGUAAAGUCAUGCGAAAUUCAGUUACUCCCUUAACUGACUUGUAUUAUUUUCCUGUAUUCUCUCAAUUUUCAUAAAUUUAAAUUCUGUUUUUUGUGACCUUUUUAUUUUUAAUGAAAAUUGAUACCCUUGAUCGUUUCAAAUAUUGCGAAGCAUGCAUGAAGGAUGACCCAAAUUUUGAUCCCAAACAUUUUUCUUACUAUCGAGUGAAUUGUGAGCUGCAACGUCUGUUCAUUCCUAAUAACGGUGAGUUUAGAGUUGCGGGAACAUCAAUGUAUUGAUGCAUUUGCAAGGAAUUUGAAUGACAGGGUACCAGUAUACACCCUGCAUGAGCAGGUAUAAUUUUUGUUGCUAACUUUCAGUCAAAUCUGAUAUCUCUCGAAUGAGUUUCCACUGAUAUUUUGCUAGAAUAUGUUUUACAAAAUUCACUUAUCAUCUAUGGGAGGCGUGAGGAAGAUUUAAAAAUUUGUCAAACCUUUUUUUAAUAGAUCACCUUUAAGUUGUGUGUCAUGUUUAUUAUGGUAAAUGAUCAGAUUUAAAAUGAUAAAGUCCAUCUUUCUUUUUCUGGUUACCCUGUGCUACUCUGCAGAAAAAGUUGAUCUUGCCUCAAGCUGAAACGUUCAACUUACCUUCAGUAAGUG